AUGGAGUCCGAAAGUUCAAGUGAGUCGUCGUUGGAGAAAUCAAUGGAGAAUGUGCUGCACUUGCAAAAUUCAGAUAAUCCAGGUUUAAUCUUGGUAAUUGCUCCUCUGAAUGGUACAAAUUAUUUGCCUUGGAGUAGAGCUAUGAAGAUCGCUUUGUGUGCAAAAGAUAAGAUAGGAUUUGUUACUGGUGAAAUUAAAAAACCAAGCAAGAAUUCUCCUAUGUUUAAAAAAUGGAGACGUGUAGAUUCAACGUUUUGGGAGAGUAAUGGACCUUUGUUAUACAACAUUAAACGUGAGAUCAGUUUAUUCACUCAAGGAAACAUGCCCCUAAUGGUGUAUUUCACCAAGUUGAAGAAGUUAUGGGAUGAGGUACAAUGCUUGAGGCCAUUUCUUGUGUGCACUUGCGGCAACUGCACUUGCGGUGCAUCAAAAGCAAUAGCAGACUUUGAUGAAGAUGAAAAAUUAAUUCAAUUUUUGAUGGGACUAGGAGACCAUUAUGAUCAUGUCCGCAAUCAGAUGUUACUCAUAGAUCCACUGCCAAGUGCUAGCAAAGCAUAUUCCAUGGCUUUGCGUGUAGAGAAGAAGAAGGAUGUAUAG
Molecule: messenger RNA, 597 nt
Organism: Hevea brasiliensis (rubber tree)
Lineage: Eukaryota; Viridiplantae; Streptophyta; Magnoliopsida; Malpighiales; Euphorbiaceae
Exons: 2
Coding region: 1-597 (198 amino acids)
Source: RefSeq, a predicted model, not a curated record